Molecule: messenger RNA, 3666 nt
Organism: Fraxinus pennsylvanica
Lineage: Eukaryota; Viridiplantae; Streptophyta; Magnoliopsida; Lamiales; Oleaceae
Source: the annotation of a GenBank genome assembly
AUGGCGAAACGACGUCGUGAUCCUAGUCCCAUAGGUACAACACCAACGGAAGCAGCAGAAACAGCGUACAACACUGUAUUCAUAGACACCAGCCUCGACACCCACCUCGCCAUGCUUGUCUCCUACUGCGAUACCGUCUCCGAUUUCAAAGAGAAGAUAACAAUGGAGCACAUUAAAUGCUUCCCAAAAUUUGGGAAGAUAAAGAUCCAAUCUUUGAAGGUAAGACGCAGAGGGAAUUUUUAUCAUCUGCCAGACUUCAUGCUUGUUCGGAGUGCAUUUGAGGGGAUUAAAAGAAAUUGGUUCCUAUCUGCUGAAACUUCAAGCCUCAAGGAAUUUAAUGACAACAAUAUAUCCUCUGCUCCAGAUGGGAAGGGGAACUUACUUUCCAUCGAAUAUCCUCGAGGCGAUGGACAAAGCAUUCUUCUAGAUGAUUCUCCUAAAAUUCUACCCCCCAUUCGUGAAUCCAAGAGCCAAAAUAUUCCAACUGCUGAUGGUCAUUCUAGUGAUAUGUAUUCUGAUGCAAACAGGAUAUCUGCCCUCAAAAUGCUUCUGUCAGAUGGUAAUGAUGAAGCAAAUGUAGUUUCAGAAAUGACUUUUGGGCUGAAGGUUGAUGACAAAACUGGAGAUAAUUCAGCGGAACAAUCUCUGAGGACCGUUUCCCCUCCCAAGAAGAAGCAUAAAAGGAGGCACGGCAAAGAUGGAUCUCAUGGUCCUACUUUUGAACUUGAAAGAUCAGGAUUUCUUGCAUCCACAAAAGAUACAAUAUCACGCUCUGAGAUUUCUGGCUCUGGAAAUUCUUUAGUUGGUAUGCCUGAAUCUGAGGACGCACAACAAAGAAAACAUAUUCUGCUUGAGGUAACUGCUGCACUGUCUGGCGUACAAACUGAUCAAUUUCAGAAUGAGGUUGGUGAUGUAUUUGACAAAAUAUUGCAACUUGAAUCUGCUGCAGUGAAAGAGUAUAAAGUAGGCAGCAACCAGAGCACUGAAAAUCAUUUAGAUUCUGGUAACAGGAAAGAGGAUUCCAUGUUGGAGAGUGUAAUUAACGUUCCCGAAAACUCUAUGGCUGAGAAACAUGAAAUGCUUGGAUCAGAUGUUGCAACUGUACAAUUGGAGGGCAAUGCUUCGGGGCCAAGUUUAAGUACAGAGAAGAGGAAGAAGAAAAGAAGAGGGAAUCACACAGAAAAUUAUACCCAUCACCCUCUACACAAAAGUGCUCCUGCAGUUAAUCAUGAAGAGACUGAUCAGACUGAUAUGGAAGAAAACCAAAAGGAGUUUUCACUGAACCAUGACCCUGAAGUGAUGCAGUCUAUGAAAUUAGGACCUAAAGAUCAUGGAGGAAAUAUCACAGAAUCGGCCCGACUAGAUAAACAGUCAGAUGCCUGUGGGGAGAGGGGACAUGACAGUGGAAGAAAGAGAAGGUCCAAGAAGUCAAGUGCAAAAAUUCUGCAAGAAACAGAUGUCAAACAUUCUAACAAUGUGACUUGUGCAGAUGAGCCAAAUUUAGAAUUUAAUAAUGCAAAAAAUGAGAGCAUCCUGACCCCAUCUGAAACUUGCCAGACUACUGAAAUUGAUGCGAGAAAUUUGAUAGCAAACCACGAGCUGAUAAAAGUCCCAUGCGUAGCAGAUGUUACCGUCAAAGAACCAAAUCUUUCAGCUAAACUGUUGGAUGCCAAUGGUGCAAUUGAAGCAGCUAACUUUUCUGGAAUCAAGAGGAAGAAGAAGAAGAAGAAGAGGAGUACCCGGAAGUCUUCUGCAAAAAUUCAAGAUUCAUCAGUUAUUGAGCACAGUACUGAAAAAAGUGAAAGCGUGGAGAAUUAUACCCGAACUCUUUGGUGUAAAAGCAAUGAACAGGAAAGUGGAUUGUCAAUUAACAAUGACCCUGAAGCAAUUCAGCCAUCAAAUAGCAACUCUUUAUUUUGUGAUAAACCAGAUAUAACUCUGAAAGAAACAAUUUCUACAGAACAGUUGUUGGAUACAAAAACUGUUGUGGAACCUGGGAGCUCUGGGGGCAGUAGGAAGAAAAAGAGAGUCAAGAAGUCUGAUCCCCUUUAUCUGGAACCCUCUGGCAUGGAGCACACCACUAAGGAGGGUGUGAAUGGCACUUCAUCCGAUGAAAAGAGACAAUGGAUUUCUUUCAACAAAGGAAAAGACUUAAUCAAAAAGAAGUCAUUGGAGGGUUCUGCUGAAUAUACUUUUGAGGAAGUUGAUAAUGCUAAUGGAAAUGAGGAAAAUUUAUUGCCAUUAGCUCAGACUGGUAGAACAAAUCAAAGUACGGAGAUUACGGGCGAGAAAAUAACAAAGAUAGAGGGGGGAAACCUGAACCCUGCAGAUAGUUGCUAUAGAGAUCUUCCUCUCGACGAACAAGAAAAACAGGUGAAAAGUUCACAGCUGGAUCAAGUACACAAAAAUCAAGAGAGUACAGGACAUAUGGAUAAAAGGGAAAAAGAGGAAAUAGAAAAGAAACAACUCACUGCAUCAAAAGACCAUGAAAGUUCUCCAAUCAAAUAUCAUGAAGUUGGUGCUGAAGACUUAACAGCUUCUAAUGAUAAACUUGGAAUGACCUGUAAUCUGUUGGAAUCAGCAAAGGUAAAACUAAACAUAGCAAGUCCUUCGACUCAAUUGGCUGUCUCUGAGAUGGAAGUUGGGAAGGAGAAGCUUAAGGGUAUGCCUGAAACUGAUCUUCGAACUGACAAUCUGGUAAAUAAUUUUGAAAAUGAAGAUGAAGGGAUUAACUUCAAAAGCUACUUCAUUCCUAGUCAACAACAGGAUAAAGUUGCCUCUAGUGGUGGUGUAAAAGUAUCAACCAAAUCAAAUCAGAAGAGGAAGGCUGAGAAGAACAAGAAGAAGCACGAUUCACCUUCUGUGAGUGCUACACUUAAUGUUCAAAACUCAGUCAAGUCAUAUGAAAAUCAGGAGUGUGAAAACACAUCUGUUAUCAGACAUGAAAAAUUACCAUCAAACCAUGAUCACAGUGAAGUCAUGCUCAAUACCAAAAAGUCCUUGAAAGUUUCUGAAAAUCUGGAAAAAGCUUCAAGUCAGACUGAUGUUGCAGGGACCGGAACUCUUCAAAAACCUGAAGAAACCCCUUCUGCAUAUGAUUCUGAGGCCAUUAGGGCUGCAGCUGCCCGUUCGGAGGAAAACAACAAAUCUUUGGCUGGAUCAAGCUCCAAAAGAUCCACGACAUUUACUGAAAAUGGAAGGGAUAAAAGUCGACAGUCAGAUGUAGCUAAUCAGAUUACUUCCAGUAAAAAUGCCGGGAUAGUUUUGAACAGUUCACAACCAAAGAAGAGUCUGUUAGCUAAAUCAGGGACAGUGUUUUGGGAUAAUGUUAGUGAAAGUUCUGGCGAUGAAAAUGGGACUAUAAAUUCAAAUUCCAGCACAUGCACUCCAUCAGAUAGUUCAUCUUCAUCUGGAAACUCAGAAGGGGAAAGUGAAUUGAGCCAGAAGUCUACUAGAAAUGGAUCCAAUUGUGCAAAGAAAACAUUUGCUGGAGGGAAAAACAUUUUGAAGUCAGAUUUAUCAGGCCAGAAGAAUAUAACCAUGGAUAUGCUUCUCAGAAGCUCUGCCAGCUUCAAGAAAGCUAAGCACAUAGCUACUCAACAAGUGCUUGAAGACGCUGAAAGUCAGCCAGUAGAUUUUGUUCCUGACAGUCAAGUAAACACAUGA